Messenger RNA from Plasmodium relictum, 255 nucleotides. Its product is annotated as conserved Plasmodium protein, unknown function. NCBI's taxonomy places the organism in Eukaryota, Apicomplexa, Aconoidasida, Haemosporida, Plasmodiidae. The record is from RefSeq and is a predicted model, not a curated record. The coding region runs from base 1 to 255 and encodes 84 amino acids. The transcript has a single exon.
AUGGUAAAUUACUUAAGAUACUUAAGAAUAAUUAAUACAAAUAAAAAAAGUUUUGAGAAAAUAAUUGCACAUGAAAAGUUUGGUACUGUUAAAAUACCUGAAAGCUUAAAGAGUUUUUAUGAGAAGAAAAAAGAAGAAAUAGAAUUAAAAAAAAAAAAAUUGGAAGAAAAAAAGAAAAAAAUGGAUAAAGUUUCAAUUUCAAAGGAGAGGAAAAAUAAAUUCAAAUCAUCUAAAGGACAACAUAAUAUAUAUUAA